Messenger RNA from Arabidopsis lyrata subsp. lyrata, 863 nucleotides. Its product is annotated as ubiquitin-conjugating enzyme E2 36. NCBI's taxonomy places the organism in Eukaryota, Viridiplantae, Streptophyta, Magnoliopsida, Brassicales, Brassicaceae. Gene Ontology annotation, molecular function: ubiquitin conjugating enzyme activity. The record is from RefSeq and is a predicted model, not a curated record. The coding region runs from base 208 to 669 and encodes 153 amino acids. The transcript is spliced from 8 exons. Gene Ontology annotation, biological process: DNA damage tolerance; protein K63-linked ubiquitination. Gene Ontology annotation, cellular component: nucleus.
AUGUAAUUAUAUAUUUUUAUUAGUAUAAAAGCAUCGAUUUAUUUUCAGAAAAGAAAAAAGGAAAAAAAAAAAAGAAUUAAAAGGAUCAAAGGGGCACGAAAUUAGAGACGACGAAGAGUAGUCGAUUAUCAUCAGCCUUCUCUAGCUUCGUUCUCUCUCAAAAACCCUAACUUCUCUGAGACCGAUCGAAUCCGAUAGCGUGCGAUAAUGGCCAAUAGUAAUCUUCCCCGAAGAAUCAUCAAGGAAACUCAACGUCUGCUUAGUGAACCUGCUCCUGGGAUAAGUGCGUCUCCAUCAGAGGAAAAUAUGCGAUAUUUCAAUGUUAUGAUUCUUGGUCCUACUCAAUCUCCUUAUGAAGGAGGAGUUUUCAAGUUGGAGCUCUUUUUGCCUGAAGAAUAUCCCAUGGCAGCUCCCAAGGUUAGGUUUCUCACCAAGAUAUACCAUCCUAACAUCGACAAGCUUGGAAGAAUCUGCCUUGACAUACUGAAAGACAAGUGGAGUCCUGCACUACAAAUACGUACUGUGCUCUUGAGUAUCCAAGCUCUUCUAAGUGCACCAAAUCCAGAUGAUCCUCUGUCUGAGAACAUAGCUAAGCAUUGGAAGAGCAAUGAAGCAGAAGCUGUGGAAACAGCUAAGGAAUGGACUCGUCUUUACGCAAGUGGUGCUUGAAGAUUGCAAAUGGAAAAAGAACAUUGUCAUUUAAAUAACAUUAUAUGGUGAAACUCUAUCUCAAGGUUUUAUCUAAAUCCUUUUUCUGAAAACAGGGAAAAAAGAUUUGUACUCUCUGAAUUUGUAUAACUAGGGGGAUCUAAGUUUACCCAUAUCUGGAAUCUAACUUUCAUCAAUUGUGCUUGCUUUUGAUC